CGCGGAGCCGGCAGUCAGAGCAGAGCUGACAGUCGGACAUCAUGAGAGAUGUCGAGACUCGCUUCGGUUGCCGUGUAUUGAUCGAACACGAAGAUGAAAGGAUUAAAGUCCAGCAAUUAAAGUUGAACACGGUGAAACUGUGAUGUUCUCUAAAUGUUCUGCAAGAGUUGACUAAGCAGAGUGAAGAUGAAGCCACUCACCGUGCCUCUUCUCCUCCUGGUCCUGCUCGCCGUUGCAGGACUGAGCCGAGCCCAAGUCCAAACCUCUUUUUUGGACUGGUCCAGGAUCCUUCCGAGUCUCAGCCGUCCGGCGAACCACAGCCGGAUCUUCUACGCCGUGAUGUUUGACGCAGGGAGCACGGGAACUCGCAUUCACGUCUACACCUUCAUCCAGAGCGACUCGGCGGAGCUGCCUGUUUUGGACAAUGAGAUGUUCCAUUCCAUAAAGCCCGGUUUGUCGGCAUAUGCUGACUCCCCUGAAAUGGCCGGACAAACAGUGAGGAUGCUGUUAAAGGUGGCCAAGAAGACGGUGCCUCGUCUGGUGUGGAAGAGAACUCCUUUAGUUCUCAGAGCCACAGCAGGACUUCGACUGCUGUCUGCAGAGAAAGCUCACGCUAUUCUGGACCAGGUUCAACAUGUGUUUGAUGAAUCUCCUUUCUUGGUCCCAGACAACAGCGUCAGCAUAAUGAACGGCACAAACGAAGGAAUCCUGGCUUGGAUAACUGUGAACUUUCUAACAGGGCACCUGAAAGCACAAAGUAAGAAGACAGUGGGGAUUCUGGAUUUAGGAGGAGGAUCCACACAGAUCACUUUCCUGCCCAAACUGAGGAAAACCAUUGAAAGCGCUCCUGUUGCUGAUUUCGUUGCCAGAUUUGAAUUCUUCAACUCAACGUUUGAAUUAUAUACUCACAGUUAUCUCGGACAUGGACUAAUGGCAGCGCGGCUGGCCACGCUGGGCGCUCUGGGUGCAGAAGGGUUGGAGUGGCAGGUUUUUAAAAGUUCCUGUCUGCCAAAGAAGUUCAGGGAUGAAUGGAGCUUUGGAGGGCUGACGUACCGAGUGAGCGGGGACCCAGAUGGUUAUGCAGGAUACAAGCUUUGUUAUCAGGAAGUACUUAAGGUGGUGAAGGGGAUUAUUCAUCAGCCGUACGAGCUAGAAGACAGCAAUGUUUUCUAUGCUUUCUCCUAUUACUUUGACAGAGCUGUGGAUGCAGGCCUUAUCGAUGGCGUCCAAGGAGGGAUGCUGGAGGUCAGAGACUUCAAGAAGAGAGCCAAAGAGGUGUGCAAUAAGAUGACCAAGUACCCUCCCAUCAGUCCUUUCCUGUGCAUGGACAUGACCUACAUCACCUGCCUGCUCAAGGAUGGCUUCGGCUUUAAGGAGAGCACUGUGCUGCAGUGGUUUUGCAAAUUGCAGAUGGACCCUGUUCACUCCAUAGACACCAGUGUUAUUCCUGUAGCUUGAAAGACAGCUACUUUUGAUGAAACUGGGCUUGUAGCACAUUGUCUGCCUUGCAACAAUGGGAAAGAGGCACCGUUUAUGUUUUGACAACCUAUAUCUAACGAGUUAUUGAUGCUGGAAGUCUGAAUCUGUGAAUAUCUUUCCAACUUUACUGAACUUGGGGCCACUACCACCUAAGGAGUGAUAUAUUUAAUUUUGAAAAAAGCAUUUAGCCAUACUUAAAGCUUUAAGUGCUUUAUUAACACAGAACUAAACAUUUUGUAUUGUUUUAUUAUCACAGGUUCUGUCUGAAAAGAGGUGGCAUCAUUUUAAACAGUGAAAUCAAACUAACAAAAUGUAAUGACCAACCAGUGAGCAAUACUGGAUUCUGCAAAAACAUAAACAGCUUUUUAAAAAUCUAAAUCUUAUCUUAACACAGUUAAUGUAUUAACUUAUUUUUGUGUGUAUGCAUGUAUUUAUUUAUUUAGUACUGUUAACACAGAGUUCUGAGUGAGUUUUUCUUAAGAUAGGCAAAGGCCAUUUAUUGAUUACAUAUAGGCUAUUAAAUGUUUAUUAAAAACUAAAAAGCAUUUAAAAAAAACAACUUAGGCAUUUAUUGAGUCACUAAAAUACUGUAGAGUACAGACCACAUCAACAAGUAAAUUUCCUUCACUAAGCCAGCCCUCUGGACUUCCAGGAAGCUGUGUUCCUAUUGGCUGUCCAGGUGGCUGCUUGGUGUUAUCAGGAACACCUGAGCAGCUCAGUGUCUUCCUGCUUUAUUUAGCUGCAGACAAACAUUUCCUCUGCUUCUCCACCACUGAACCGGGUUUGGCUCCGUUGCUUUAAUUUGUUCUUUAGGCGUUGGUUUGCAGCUUCCAGCAGUAAAAUCAUCUUUAAUGUGUUUCUUGGUGUGUUUUAGGGCUUUGUACUGGAUAGUUGUCUUGGUAAAUGUUGUUCUUUAGCCACAGUUAGCACAUGCUGGUAAUGUGUGCAGUGAUUAGUGGAUUUGGUACAGCUGAGUUGUGUCUUUAUCUUGGCUGUAGUGAGUCUUCAGAGGUUUUUGGUCAGACACAUUCUGUAUUCUUGUUUGUGAAGCAACGUUGGUUGUCCAGAAGGUAAGAGUUCCUGUCCUGAUUCUCUGUUCUCAGAGGUUCUCUGGUAGGCUGCAGGAGACUUUAGUGUUUGGGUUGUACUAGUUUGGUUUUUGUACGGUUUCAUUUGGACGACUAUCUUGAGGCUCCUCCAUGUGGUUUAGUGAGGUUUUCUGGAACAGUUCUACAAAGCAACCUGCAGCAGAAGAGACUUUGAGAGUUUUUAGGAAGUUCUGGAGACCAGACUUUAGAGCAGCAGAAACAUUUGUCAGCAGUUUGAGCAGGAGAAGGUGAGCUUCAGAGUAGAAAUGAGGAGAAGGAAACCUUCUUGACCCGUGUGGUGAGGUCCUGUACCAAGAGUUUGAGCAGGUUGUGAAGAGUCUGUAGUUCUUUGGUCUGAAAGCACAAGAAGAGUCGACUCAUUAAAGGAGAAAACAGGAGAUAUUGUUGGUUCUUCUGUCGCUCUGCAGUUUCCUUAGACUGAAUAUCAAGUUUAUAUUUUAAAUGAUUUCCCAUGUGAGCCCAAGAAGACUUCAAUAAACUCCCUCCAUCCCCUGGACACAACAUAUUUUAUUACCAUGUUAAAUCUAUUUUUUUAAUGUUUUUGAGUUUUAAUCAUAGUUUUAGCAUAGUUUUUUCUCUUUGCUUGUUUAGUUUUGUCAUCUGUGUGGAAGGUGCUAAACAAAUAAAGUUGAAUUGAUAAACUGAAUAAUUGACUAACUCAUGAU
This is a messenger RNA of Amphiprion ocellaris (clown anemonefish), 3253 nucleotides long. RefSeq names its product ectonucleoside triphosphate diphosphohydrolase 5b (gene entpd5b). Gene Ontology annotation, molecular function: UDP phosphatase activity; GDP phosphatase activity. The coding region runs from base 187 to 1458 and encodes 423 amino acids. Gene Ontology annotation, biological process: nucleoside diphosphate catabolic process. The transcript has 15 exons. NCBI's taxonomy places the organism in Eukaryota, Metazoa, Chordata, Actinopteri, Pomacentridae. Gene Ontology annotation, cellular component: membrane. The record is from RefSeq and is a predicted model, not a curated record.